AGGUGGGUGGAUCACGAGGUGAGGAGAUCAAGACCAUCCUGGCCAACAUGGUGAAACCCGUCUCUACUGAAAUACAAAAAAAAAAAAUUAGCCGGGCGUGGUGGCGCACACAGGUAGUCCCAGCUUACUUGGGAGGCUGAGGCAGGGGAAUUGCUUGAAUCAGGGAGGUGGAGGUUGCAGUAAGCUGAGAUGGCACCACUGCACUCCAGCUUGGGGACAGAGCAAGAAUCCAUCUCAAAAAAAAAAAGUUGCUUCCUGCUUGCCCUUCAGAGUAAUUCAGUCCAAAAGUCAUUACGUGGGGCUGAGCAAGGCAGGCAUCUGGGGAAGGUGGGGGCGAGAGAAAGGCUGGCAAGGUAGUAGCCCAGCAGGGGAUACUGGAGCCCAAAUGCAGUGAGGAGGGCCUCUGGGGCUAGGGACUUGUGCACAGCAGCAGCCUAGCAGGGGAUGAGGAGGGCAUCCUGUUAGGGUGAAGGAAAUGGUGGCACAGGUUUUUGGAAUGGGAACAAAAGGUGAGCCUUACCCAGGAGGGAGGAAAUGGUGCAGUGUAAGUUGCUUGAGCCCAAGAAGGGUAGGUUGGGGGAAAGGGGGAAGAGAAGACCAUGCAUGUGGGAUGGUGGCAGUGGCACUCUGGCAUUAGGUGGCAGAGCUCAGAGAGUAGAGAGUGUGUGCCGAAUGGUGACAGCAAGAGGAUUUUGAUUACAUAGUGAGAGAAGGGGUGAUGAUUAUAAAAAGUAAAUUUAUUAAGGACAAGUGGGAACCAGACUUCUCACUGUUCAGCAAGAGUAUUAAACCCAUGUAAAGAGGGGAAAUGAAAAUAAACCCUGUAGUAUUGGAAUUGAAUGUUAGGUAGCAGAUUAUAUAGAGAUUAAUAUAAAAGUCAUACACACAUACAACACCUAAAUCUGCACGUAUAUACACUUGCAGCUUUAUCACUUAGAGGACCUGGGAACAGUGACAGUCCCAUGGUGAUUAGCAUUUUUAGCACCCAGACCUUGGUUUCUAAAGCAUUCCAUCCAGAUUAUAGUUUCUAAAUGCUAUUCUCCAUUAAAAGGACUAGGUUCCUUGGAGAAAUAAUUUUACAAUGGACAAUCUUAGCAAACACAUUAAUUGGGUAAUCAAAGUUAUCAAUCACAAUGGAACAAAUUUCAGUUGCAUCCACCUAAUAGGAUGCAAUGUUAAGAGUUUACUAUUCAACUCUAACAGGUAGUGGGAAUUAUUUUCUAGGUUUAGACUGUCAUGAUGCCUUUAAGUUUGGAGCCUCCUCUACAAAGUAGAGUUAACACAUUACACAUAAAGAAGCAUGAUUUCGCCUGUUCCUCAGGGACACCCUCUUACAGGUUGUUCAUUUGGCCUCUUCACCACCAAUCUUACUGCCCAGCUACUAUUCCAACCUGCUUAACUCACCCAGUUUCUGCUAGUUUUCAGCCUCCCUUUGGAUAAGCACCCAUCAGUAUUUGAUCAGGCUUCUUCUGCUCAAUGUCCUUCAAGUGGCUCUGGCCUUGCCUUGAGAGCAGGGUAAAGAUAAUCUCUUGUUUGUUGAUAAGGAAAACUCAGGCUCAGCAAGGUUAAUUAAUCUGUACAUUAUGCAACUGGAACUUAAAUCUAGUUUAACUCAUUCCACUGUGGCAUAAAAGGAGGUACACGUACCUAUCUGUGAUGACAAUCCACUUUCUCUCUCAUUUCCUUCAUAUGACUUCUCACAAUCACAAUUGUCUUUGCUUAUGUCUCCCGUAGGAAAACGUCAAUUAUGUGACAGCAGGUAAUUUUAUCGGAAGUGUUUAUAACUAUAUCCCAGUACGUGGAACGAAAAAGUUAUCAAGAAAUAGUUAUUGAUGUAAAAAAGGUAUGUUAUGCAUAAAAGUGGAUAAUUUACAUGAUAAAUGAAAAUGGCCAAUUCUUUAAGAGGAGAAGUACUAAAACUUUAUAAAAAUCUGCUGUAUCUUGGACGAGACUAUCCAAAAGGAGCAGACUAUUUUAAAAAGCGUUUGAAGAACAUUUUCCUUAAAAACAAAGAUGUGAAGAAUCCAGAGAAGAUCAAAGAACUUAUUGCACAGGGCGAAUUUGUAAUGAAAGAGCUAGAAGCCUUGUACUUCCUUAGGAAAUACAGAGCUAUGAAACAACGCUAUUAUUCAGAUACCAACAAAACUAACUGAUCAUUACUACUUUAAUUUAGCUAUCAGUGCCAGCUGUUUAUGUAUACCAGAUGUCGUAAAAUAAUUCUAACUUAAAAUGGGAAGAUAUACAUGUUGUGUAAAAAAUCCCUGAGCUGCCCUACUGAACUAAAUAGGUUUCAACUUCUGUUCAUAUGGAGAAAUUAUCAGCAACUUUUUGCUCAAUUUUGAUACAAACAUAGCAAUUUAGCUAUACUACCGAUCAUAAAUUAAAGAGCACCCAAUUUUGAAUGAAAAUAUAAUACACUUAAUCCUCUAACUUAAUAGGACUUAGCCAAUUAUUUUUAGCUUAUUUCUCCAUUUUACUGACAAGAGAAUGCCAUUUACCGAACAUUUAAUAAGCAAAAUAAUUUCUUACUUACUUCUCUUAACUUUUGAAAGGAAUCCCUUAUUUUUUCACCCAGUUUGGUAUAUUAACAGCACAUACUCAAGGUUCACUACAAAACAAACAGUUCCUGGUAAUGAUUUAAAUGUAGUUAUAGAAAUAAAUAAUAUGUAUGGAGUCAUUACUUCUGACUUUGAAAUAGCCUGCUGGUGACUGGUAUUACAUAUAUAACUAUUCAAUUAUUUCCAUUAUUAAUGUUGCUGCUGCUACCUUUGGGCCUAAAACCAAGUCACCUGUUGUGUAUCAAUUACCUUCUUUGAUAAAAGGAAAUAAAUAAUGUUAUCCUA
Molecule: messenger RNA, 2843 nt
Organism: Gorilla gorilla gorilla (western lowland gorilla)
Lineage: Eukaryota; Metazoa; Chordata; Mammalia; Primates; Hominidae
Gene: ETFRF1
Product: electron transfer flavoprotein regulatory factor 1
Exons: 3
Coding region: 1881-2153 (90 amino acids)
Biological process (GO): respiratory electron transport chain
Cellular component (GO): mitochondrion
Source: RefSeq, a predicted model, not a curated record